Oncorhynchus masou masou (cherry salmon) is the source of this 4181-nucleotide messenger RNA. RefSeq names its product adenylosuccinate synthase 2 (gene adss2). The transcript has 13 exons. The record is from RefSeq and is a predicted model, not a curated record. Gene Ontology annotation, biological process: IMP metabolic process; 'de novo' AMP biosynthetic process. Bases 61 to 1446 code for a protein of 461 amino acids. Gene Ontology annotation, cellular component: cytoplasm. NCBI's taxonomy places the organism in Eukaryota, Metazoa, Chordata, Actinopteri, Salmoniformes, Salmonidae. Gene Ontology annotation, molecular function: adenylosuccinate synthase activity; GTP binding.
AGAGCUAGCUAGUUUGCCACCACGACUACCAAAACCAGAUUGCCGUGGAGAGAGACACAGAUGGUCAUGUCGGAGAGUUGGAGCAAAGAUGCGGUACCGAACGGUGCAGCCCAUAGCACUAGUACAGAGCCACACGUGGCUAGACCAAAUAUUGGCAACAGAGUGACUGUAGUGCUUGGGGCUCAAUGGGGCGACGAGGGCAAAGGGAAGGUUGUGGACCUGCUCGCUCAGGACGCUGAUAUCGUUUGCAGAUGCCAGGGUGGCAACAAUGCAGGACACACGGUGGUGGUGGACUCUGUGGAGUAUGACUUCCAUCUUCUACCCAGCGGGAUUAUCAACCCCAAGGUCACUGCUUUCAUUGGUAAUGGGGUAGUGAUCCACCUGCCUGGCCUCUUCGAGGAGGCUGAGAAGAAUGUGUGCAAAGGCAAAAGUCUGGAGGGCUGGGACAAGAGGCUGAUCAUUUCAGACAGAGCACACAUUGUUUUUGAUUUCCACCAAGCGGUCGACGGUGUGCAAGAGCAGCAGAGACAAGAGCAAGCAGGCAAGAACCUCGGAACAACGAAAAAGGGGAUUGGACCGGUGUACUCAGCCAAAGCAGCCCGUAGCGGCCUCCGAAUAUGUGAUCUCAUGUCUGACUUCACGCAGUUCUCUGAAAGAUUUAAAGUCUUAGCCUCGCAGUAUCAGUCUAUGUAUCCAACCCUGGUGAUUGACAUCGAUGGGGAGUUGUCGAAGUUGAGGGAUUACGUGGAGAAGGUAAAGCCUAUGGUGAGAGACGGGGUCUUUUACAUGUACGGGGCCUUACAUGGACCUCCCAAAAAUAUCCUGGUGGAAGGAGCCAACGCCGCCCUCUUGGAUAUUGACUUCGGGACAUACCCUUUCGUGACCUCGUCUAACUGCACAGUGGGCGGGGUGUGUACGGGGCUAGGCAUGCCGCCCCAGAACGUGGGUGAGGUGUAUGGUGUGGUCAAGGCCUACACCACCCGGGUUGGCAUCGGAGCCUUUCCCUCAGAGCAGUUCAAUGACAUUGGGGAGCUCCUGCAGACAAGGGGGAAAGAAGUGGGUGUAACCACGGGACGUAAAAGGAGAUGUGGUUGGCUGGACCUGGUUCUCAUCAAAUAUGCCCACAUGAUCAACGGCUUCACUGCCUUAGCUCUCACCAAACUAGACAUCUUGGAUGUGCUCCCUGAGAUCAAAGUUGGUGUGUCGUACUCUGUGAACGGUGAAAAUAUACCUAAUUUUCCAGCCAACCAGGAAGUCUUACAGAGCGUUGAGGUUCAGUAUGACACCCUGCCAGGUUGGAACAGUGACACCUCCACCGCCAGAACAUUUGAUGAGCUGCCAGAGAACGCCCAGAAAUAUGUCCGCUACAUUGAGGAGCACCUCGGUGUGCCCGUGAAAUGGAUUGGCGUAGGCAAGUCUCGGGAGUCCAUGAUCCAGAUCUUCUAAGGUCUUCUCCACACUGUAGCCACCACCAAACCAGACCCUCAGUCCCCCCUCUCUUCCGAUGGUUACCUGGUUCCAGUGGCCUGGGAAACUGGUCCUAUGCUACAUGCCACUCCUCUCGGUCCCCAACUCACUCCCACACCACAGACACCAACCUGGGAGCUGCUCCUGGGGAUGAUCUUAUCAUCCUAUCCAUGAUCCCGCUCUCUCCUUAUUCCUUCUGUCUCUGAAGACCUGUGUGGGACUCUUCAAAAUGGCCUCCUCAGGCGUUAACAGGGAAGUACACUUCAGUUGCUUGCCAGCCUACGCCUGUUACUCCCCAUGUUUGGUUUGUCAGAAAGCCCUCAGAGCCGCCUCUGGCCUUUCUUUAUGGAUCUGUUAUCCUGACAUCCUUGCACACACACACCACACCACACACACACACACACACACACCACACACACUCAAAUCCAUUUUCUGUGCCUGUUCUGUGAUGAAAACCGUUUGUGUAAAUGUGUUCUUAUGCCCAGCAUGGGCCAAGGAGCCCGUGGCCAUGAAACGACCCACACGAGCAACUUAAGAUACAAAGAUUCUGUAUGGACAACUGUCAAUGUCUCUGUAUACAAUUGUAAUAAUGGCAGGAAAUGUCGAAUAUGUUGCUACUGUUAUAAUGACCUUGUUCCACGCAACAUAGUUGCCAUUACUAGAGAUACAAUCUUAAAUGGGCAUUUUAGAGGCUUCACAAUCAAACAACCUCUUAGUAAUUUCCCCAGCUGACUAGAAAUUAGUUUUUAUUUCAAUGCAGUAGAAAGCUGUGUUACUACUGGACAUUAAAAAAGGGGUCAGUUAACAUUUUGAUAGGUGAUCUUCUAUCAAACUCCACAUUGAAAUGACGCAAGAAUGUAUUUCAAUGCUAUUCUAAGUUUAAACUCCAACGCAAACACAUGAUGUUGAUAUGCUAAACUCUAGUCUCAGGACUUCUACACAAUCACAACAGUGUAUAUAUUUUACUUCUAUUUUAAUGAUUUUAGGACUAGGUAUGAUGGAUUAUUUUCUGCAACUGCUGGAUGUGUGGGUUUUCUGCAGAUGUAGCGUAUUAGACAGCAGAUCGCUUCCUGACUCGGUAACAACUAUAUAGAACUUUUGCUUUUAUAAACUGGAGCUGUUUAAGUGAAAUGGAAUUGAAUCAUGGGUUUUCCCAUCACUGAUAUACAAUCUAAAUAUUUCAAAUUAAGAUUUUUAAAGACAUGAAAGGACCUCUUCUGUUUAUGUACUCGAUCCAUACAUUAACACCGGAGUUAUGGGAUGUCUUUAAAUGCUGCUUAUCCUUGUUUCCAUAGAUUAUCCAAUGACCUGCCCAUAGGCCACACAAUGUGGUGAACAUUUUCUGCUUUACAUAUAGCAGCAACUAAUCAGUUGAGAUACUUACCCUGUCAGUAGUGUCAACACCCACCUGAAACUCCCCAUACAAGGUGAAGGCAUUCUGUCUGCUAAUCCUAAACUAUAUGCCUCCGGACACCCACCCCUAUGACAUGUUUUUUCAGGACUAACUGUGCCUUGGGCUCCCGUUCAAGACUUUCAUGUUUUAUUUACCAUAAAUCUUAACCUGGGACCUUGGGAAUGGCCCGUAACUAAGCAUUUCACUGUUGGUCUACUACACCUGUUCACUAUACCCGCAAUAACAUCUGCUAAAGGUGUGUGUGUGUGUGACCAAUAAGAUUUUAUUUGAUGUGAUAAUUACACAUUUUGAUUUGGGUUUGGAUACCUCUAAAAUGUAUAUUUCUACCUUGAGGCUCAUCUGUAAGUGAGUGGAUAGGUGAAAAGAUGGUUAGACCAUUGCUUUCACUUAUGUUACAGUGAUGUCCUCAAGGAAAGAAGCGUAUAUUUAAAUGGUCAAACGGUCCUGCUCUUCAAGGCAGCUUGGUAUUUUGCUUUCUCUAUCCCACCACAUCAGCUCAACAUGUUGGAAGAAUGUUUGGCUCCUAUGCUCAACAUUGGCUCCCAUUCAAACACAAAAAUGUUGUCUGUUAAUUCGGCUUUGAUGAGCAACAUGUAAAAUUAGUUCACAAGCUUAAGCUUUAGCCAAAAACAAGCAUGUAGGGUGCAAAAUGAGUUUUUGAUGUGAAUAGUCCUUAACUGGCUCGUUAAGGUGAGACAAAGGCAGGAUAUCUUUAAAUGAAGAGGGAAAUGUAUACAGUAUAUCCUGAUCUUGGCGAUAAAUCAAUGUUAAUAGUUUGCUUUACUGUUUAUCCCUUCCCAGUACUGCCUUCCAAAGUUACUCAUCUCAGUAAAGUAACCAUAGGGUUUAAACUGGUUCCAGCAUUUUAAUCAGUGGGUCAUGUUUAAAAGAGAACCAUUUAAUUGGCAUGAUGACUACUAGGCUUUAAAUCUAACUCCAAUUUUUGAAUAUUUUUUUCAUUUGAACACACAGGUAAACGCAUAUUUGCACACAUGUUGGUUUUCUCCGUUUUGAGAAUAUUUACCUACUUUCAGUUCUGCGUUGUAUCGCUGCUGUAUUAAGUCUGUGUGUAGCACUUCAGUACCAUUAUCUUGGUUUUGUUGUAGCUUGUUGCAUAUGCUUUUGGAGAUGGUGGUGCUGGCUGGGGAGUUGUGCAUGUUUAUCAAAUGUAAUUUGUACAGUACUGGUCUGACUCUUAGUAAUAAUAAAAUAAAGUAAUAUCAAUGACAAACUGCCAAUACAAAUCUAGAACAAGAUUCAAACUAAUAAAAACAUUGUAAAUGUCAGUUUUAUAUAUCUA